AAUGCGGGUGUCGAGAAGGAUUUCACCAAUUUGCAUCAGAUUUUUCUAUUUGCAGAUGUGGCAAAGGAUUUGGUCUAACGAAAAACGGUGACGUAGCGAUGUGUUCAAAAUGCCCACCGGGAUAUUUUAACAAAGAUAACAACAAACCCUGCCAAAAAAUGACUGACUGCAAAGACAAAGGAGUGAAGGUUCCUGGAAGCACAACCUCUGAUGUUAUCUGCGAAGAAAAAAGUCAUCCUCCAGUCGCAUCAACAUCCGCCUCAACAAAAGCAGCUCCUCUCACGCUCGUGAAUCCCCACCAGGAGCAGAAGGUGACUCAGAAGCCCCUCAUCACUACAACAACUCCACAACCAAAUGAGCCCAAAGGAAAGCCCCCUCCAAACACAAGUAGUGAAUCCCACUUUGGUUUGGGGCUCCUUAUGAUUGGAAUAGCUGGACUGCUUCUGCUAACAGCUGUGACCUGCAAGCUGCAUUUUACGCCUUUUUGGAAGAAAAAAAGAACACCACACA
This is a messenger RNA of Oryzias melastigma (Indian medaka), 510 nucleotides long. RefSeq names its product tumor necrosis factor receptor superfamily member 4. Gene Ontology annotation, molecular function: signaling receptor activity; cytokine binding. The annotation marks the transcript as partial. The transcript has 4 exons. The record is from RefSeq and is a predicted model, not a curated record. Gene Ontology annotation, cellular component: external side of plasma membrane. Gene Ontology annotation, biological process: regulation of cell population proliferation. NCBI's taxonomy places the organism in Eukaryota, Metazoa, Chordata, Actinopteri, Beloniformes, Adrianichthyidae.